CCUGCCGCUCCCAGCAUGCAAAGCGGUGGGGAGACCGCGCGGGCCGCCCUGGAUCCCCGCGGGCCCGGGGAGCGCAGCGCGGCGCUGCAGCCCCUCCCGCGGCGGGCCCCUCUCGGGCGCCAGGACCGCUGCCAUGCGGGCUUCCGAUCGCCGAUCCAGUCUCCAAGAUCCUCUCCAUCAGAUGGAAUCAACAAGGAAACCCUACAGGGUGAAAUUAAAGAGCUGAAAGAGAAGGACCUCGCUCUGGACCAGGAAAUUGCACAGUUAUUGGCUGAAGGCUACAGCCUGGAUGAAUUGGAGAAACACAUCUCUCUGCUCCAUGAGUACAAUGAUAUUAAAGAUGCUGGACAGAUGCUGCUGGGCAAGCUGGCUGUGAUCCGAGGACUUACCACAAAGGACCUCUACCCUGAAUUUGAUCUAGAACUCAGUGACUAGCAUUGAUAUAGAGGACAAUUUCCUUCAGCCAUUGGAGCUUUGUAUGUGGGUGACUGACACAUUCGGAACCUGUACACCAGGGCAAUAAACAUGUAGACUUUCAAGAGUGCUGUCUACUGCCUUAGAUCUGUGAAUAACUAAAUUCUAGGACACAGAAGCUAUUGAAUUAAUUACCUGUUUUCGGGGAAGGUGCAUCCUCCUUUUCUGGAAUGAGGGUGUUUGGAUGUUUUGGGUGAUGUCAGUUUUUUACUUCUCUUCUUGGUGAGAGUU
Messenger RNA from Gavialis gangeticus (Gharial), 705 nucleotides. It is a transcript of the gene SWI5, whose product is annotated as SWI5 homologous recombination repair protein. The record is from RefSeq and is a predicted model, not a curated record. The coding region runs from base 16 to 435 and encodes 139 amino acids. Gene Ontology annotation, cellular component: Swi5-Sfr1 complex; Swi5-Swi2 complex. NCBI's taxonomy places the organism in Eukaryota, Metazoa, Chordata, Crocodylia, Gavialidae. The transcript is spliced from 5 exons. Gene Ontology annotation, biological process: double-strand break repair via homologous recombination.